ACCUCGCUAUUCUGUCUUUCAUGUAGCGAUUAUAUUAUGUGAUGGCGAUGCCAGGAUAAUUUCACAUUUGAACUUGUUUUUUUUUUUUUUUGGGUGGCGGAUAGUGGUUCACAUUGCAGAUGAGUUUUCCGGACUAUCCUAUUACCGCCGUGCUUUUGCUUUCAAGCCAGCGCCGAAGGAUUUCAGCACCGCACAUCCAAGUACAACCUGACACGGGCAGUGGAUGACUCUAUGUUGUUUCAUUACCGUCCCUACCUGACAAGUUGGGCGUUUCGGAGAUUCUUUGAAUGGAUCAAGCGGAGUGAACAUGUGACACGCCCUUCUGAUAAGUGUUAAGACAUCAAUGCCUUUUCAAAUUCUAGCCUACAGUAGAACUUGACUGACCGGCCAGUAAAGUAGCCUACUGCAGAACGUGACGUUAGAGACAGCUGUAGGUGCCAGUUUGGUAAUGCGUAGGCUAACGUAUAACUAAUUUAAGUGUCAAAGCAUUUUUAUUUAUGGGUCGUGUAUGAAUAUAGCUACUGAACACGCGUCUAAACGUAGUCUAUGCGAGUAGAUUUAAGGCAUUUAUGUGAAGAUAUCGCUUUAUCUUUGUUCUAAGGCGUUGUGGGUCGUAUGUAUUCUGCGUUCUCAAAGCCCGGAUUACAUUGAAAGGGGCUGAAUAGACAGAGAUGUCCUCGGUGGAGACGACCGGCUAUCACGGGUCCCUGAGGGACUUGCCGACUGACAACUGGAUGUCCCAUCUGCCGCGCUCGCUAUGGGACGUGCCCCUUUGUAACUUGGCCAUCCCAGGAAGUCACAACACGGUGACAUACUGCCUGGACAGGAACGACCGGUCCCCAGUGGACCUGACGCAGCCGGACAUGUUACGCAAGCUGGAUAAGUACAUGAAGCCCCUCAUCCGCCCCUUCGUGUACAAGUGGGCGAUUACGCAGGAGUGCAGUGUGAAGGAGCAGCUGGAUGCAGGGGUGAGGUACUGCGACCUCCGGAUCGCUCACCGGCCCAACGACCACUCCAGUGACCUGUACUUCUACCACGGGGUGUACACGACCGUGACCGUGGAGACCGUUCUGAAGGAGAUUCGGGAGUGGCUGGAUUCCCACCCCCGAGAGGUGGUCAUCCUCUCCUUCAGUCACUUUCAGGGCCUCAGCCAAGACCUGCACCGGCUGCUCAUCGAAACCAUAAGGAAUGUAUUCGUCACCAAGCUCUGUCCAAAAACGGAGUCGACACACCUGAGUAACCUGUGGCACCUGGGCUAUCAGGUGAUCGUGUCGUACGAGCACGCCGUCCUGGGGCGUCACGAGGACCUCUGGGGCCCCGUCCCGUACUGGUGGGCCAACAAGUGCCGCGCGGACCUCCUGGUCGAGGAGCUGGAAUGCCGGAAGCGGCGCGGUCGCCCAGGGGGGUUCUUUGUUGCCGGCAUCAACCUGACCGAAGACCUCAAAUACAUCUGCUCGCACCCCACCGAGUCUCUGAAGGACCUGGUGACGUCCACGUACCCUCACCUGCUGGAAUGGGUCAAGGCCCAGUCUCCAGGUUCUGGAUCUGCGUCUAUCAACAUCAUUGCGGGGGAUUUUGUAACGGAGGGCCAGCUGGUGCCAAUAGUUAUCUCGCUCAACGAGAAGCUGCUGCAAUGGACACAGUGAGGCUCCUUCAGGCUUGACUCGCGGCACCUUUGAACCACUUUAUUUAAAGAAUGGUGGGAAGAGUCGCAUUUUGAUUUACAGCAUGAAAACCCUAAAAUUGGAAAUUGUAAUUCAGCUUUUUUUUUUGGACAAUAACUAGCGCUGUAUGUUUAUACUUAAAUUUUCUGUAUUUAUUUUGGGUAUCAUGGGCCUAGUUUAUCAUGUGCUCAAAUUUUAAUUGUAAAGUAUGAAUGCACACAUUUUCACAGAAUAUUUAUGAUUGCUACUGACUCUGCAUACACACAGUUCAUUGUGAUGGAAUUGGUGUCCUUGCAUGACAAUUUUUUUUUUUUUGCAUUGUUUUUCUCUGCAUUUUGGAAUGCCGAAUGUGAACUUUGAGCUGGUCCCAUCUUCACAAAACUUGUCAGUGACUGUAUGGAGGUUCCAAAGUACACGUGCAAGCAUGUUGGUCCUCCCGUAGCUAGAGGGCAGCAUUACGAUCAGCUACAGGCUCACAGCUGGUGAAUGCAGCUUACAGGUUGACCGACUGACCCGUGUUUUUGGGUUAUCACAAGAUGACCACCCUCGAUGAAAGCCCUGCCCUGUUAACGGCAUAUGUUGUGUUAAUCCUACCAUUUAAACACUCAAGGGAACAUUGUGGCCAAUAGGACAAUAGAAUGUUUUUAUGGGAAUUCCCCUCCAAAUGACACCUUUCCCUCCAUGUGUUGAUGGUUGUUGGGAAGAUUGCGUUGCUUCCAGUCACAGGUGGAACAGACCUGUGGGUCAGUAGGGUAUCACCACUGCACUGCACAGAAGUGCCUCACCAGAAUGCUCCCACCACUCAACGCUUGAGCACAACGUUUGAUGGCUUUAUCAGUAUCAACAAUAAAAAUUGCACCAGGCAGGUAUUUCACCAAGCAUGGAUUCCUGAUUUAGCUGGACAACUGAGCUGAGUAAAACCCGGAACCCUCCCAAAUCUGGACUGCAGUAGAAAAGAAAAUAGCUGUUCCAGGUUUUACUCAGUGCAGUUGUCCUGCAAACUCAAUAAUCCUGCUUUUGGGCUGAAGUCAACACCUGCUCACUACUCCUGAAUACCAGUACCUCAUAGCUAAUAUGAGGAAGUUAUUAACGCACAGAAGUCGUUAAAAUGUUUAACAUAAUUGAGUGUUUUCUUUUUUUUUUUUUUUUUCCUCCAUUCCCCAUCACCUCUUAUUAUACCUCGGAUAACAUGACUUUAUAAUAAUUCCAUGAAUUUAUAUGCACAAUAUUUCACAAAGCGACUUGUGAAAUGGCUUCUUCACACCUCAGCCAAUGUGAAUUGGCAAAGAGGAAACAUACAGGGGAUAAAUAUGAACAAAACACUCUGGAAAACAACAGGGGUGAUCUUUGUUGCCGUCAUGGGAGAAUACCAAAAGCCUGAGGCCUCCGUUUCUCAGUGAUGCGAACAGCUUUCACCCAGAGCUAAGAUGCAGUGUGUAUGUGUGUGUGUGUGUGUGUGUGUGUGUGUGUGUGUGUGUGUGUAUGUGUCCUUCAGGGCAGUGUGCAGGGAGUGUUUUUUGUGUUGUAGCCCACUUGCACUUAGUACCAUCCACAGCAGCUGGAUCAUCUUGUCAUAGUUAUGGCACCCCUCUCGUUUUCUAACUGGUUAAAAUACAGGUUUUUACUCGUACUUGUUACUUGUAAAUAUGCAUCACAUCAUUUCAAAAAACAUUACCAUAUGUAGCCUCUACAUUUGUGAGUGAAUAUAAUUGUUGGAAGCACAAGUAGAGUCUGUCAUGCAACUAGGCUCAUGGAGUCCUAUUAUGAGUUUUAUGACUUCCACCAAUUGUCAUUCACAGACUAAUUUUAAAUGAAUCUAUUCUACACUAUAUAUCUAUUUAUCUAUUUAUCACUUGAUAAAUAAGGCCCAGUAUGUGCAGUGGUUUUUAAAUGUACUUUUUAAAACGUAUUUCAAAGUUGACUGGCUGAAGAAUUUCUGCUUACUUGAGGAACAGGAGGACCGUUGGGAAAUUGUAUUAACUAUUGGGUUAUUAACGAUGGGUUAUUCAGCAGAGACAAACCACGGGGGGAAAGAAUCCAGUCUUAUCACCUGAAAAAUACAAUAGCUGAGUCGCAGUGAAUCAGCACACUUUGCACAAAACGGCACAUCAUACGUAAUCGCACAAAGCUAGUUGCACAAAGCACAAAUGCGUCUUCCUGGAGCAUCAAGAAGUAAUUUGCAUGAAUAAUACAAACGCCUGUAUGAACAAAGAAGCCUAACUCUGAAAGCACUCCGAUAUCUGCUUUGAAAUGGACUGAAAAUUAUGCUUGGUGUAAAAACCACGAAAGACUUCAGGGAAAACCUGUUCUUGGCCUGUUCAUAGAGACGUGAUUCCUUGAAUGAAAUUUAAAAUAAUCAGAUGCCAAUCUGCAUGGUUUUCCCAAGCAAUCCCGUGUAUCUUCUCUAUGCAUGACCUAGUCAGGAAAAGUUGUUUACAGGUCUCCAAGGUGUGAUGGAAUGUUUUGCAAUUUAACAUUAAAGUUGGAUUUUAAUGCAU
This is a messenger RNA of Conger conger (European conger), 4162 nucleotides long. It is a transcript of the gene plcxd1.1, whose product is annotated as phosphatidylinositol-specific phospholipase C, X domain containing 1. The record is from RefSeq and is a predicted model, not a curated record. Gene Ontology annotation, molecular function: phosphoric diester hydrolase activity. Bases 672 to 1646 code for a protein of 324 amino acids. Gene Ontology annotation, biological process: lipid metabolic process. The transcript is spliced from 7 exons. Lineage: Eukaryota; Metazoa; Chordata; Actinopteri; Anguilliformes; Congridae.